AUGCAUGCUGACCGCUGCAAAGCAAUCACGGCCAGCGGAUCGAACUUCACCCUGACUGCAAAGGGCGCCUCAUACCUCUUUCAUGCCGACUCGAAGACUGGAGACCUGGUUUCUGACCACUUCGGAGGGCCCGCCGAUGAUUUCACACUGCCAACCUGGGUCAGCACUCAAGGAUGGGCGGAUGGCUUGAGUAUCACUCGACGAGAGUUCCCAGACUCGGGCCGCAGCGACUUCAGACUUCCUGCCAUCCACAUCAAGCACGCCGACGGAGACACCCUCUCGGCCUUCUUCUACCAGUCUCACGAGAUUGUGCCAGGCAAGCCAUCGCUCCCAGGACUGCCCGCCACAUAUGGCAACGAAAGCAGCGUCUCCACCCUUCUGGUCACGCUCUACGACAACUACUCCGACGUGACUGCUGUGCUCUCGUACUCCGUCUUCCCAGAGUACAACGCAAUCGCACGCAGCUUCCAGAUCCACAACAAUGGAACGGCCAACAUCACCAUCGAGCACGCAGCAUCCUUCAGUCUGGAUCUGCCCAACUUGGACCUGGACAUGAUUGAGUUGCAGGGCGAUUGGUCUCAUGAAGCCAACCGUGUCCUUCGCAAGCUCGACUUUGGCGAGACCAGCUUCCGCAGCACUGCCGGCUACUCUUCCGCCCUCCACAACCCAUUCUUUGCAUUGGUCGAACCUUCUACCACCGAGAGCACAGGACAGGCUUGGGGCUUCAACCUGAUCUACACCGGCUCUUUCUCCGCCACGGCUGAGCGGUUCUCGACCGGAUUCAUUCGCGUCCUGCUCGGCUUGAACCCGCUCCACAGCAGUAUUGGCGUUGCACCAGGUGGCACCUUUACAUCUCCAGAGGCCGUUGCAAUCUACUCUUCAGAGGGCGUUGGUGGCAUGUCUCGAUCAUUCCACGAUCUCUACAAAAAUCACCUGUCCCGCUCCAACUACACUCACGAAACACGACCAGUGCUUCUCAACUCGUGGGAAGGUCUCGGAGCCAGCAUCAACGAGACCAAUCUCGUGCAACUCGCAGGCGAAGCUGACGAGCUCGGCAUCAAACUUCUCGUUGCCGACGAUGGUUGGUUUGGCGUAAAGUACCCCCGCGACAACGACUCUCAAGGUCUCGGUGACUGGACUGUAAACCCCGUCAAAUUCCCACACGGACUUGCCAACACCGUAGCACAGGUCAACAACUACACCACCACCGGUACCGGCCCAUACGCCGACCAACCACUCAGAUUCGGUAUCUGGGUCGAGCCAGAAAUGAUCAACCCCAACUCGACCCUCUAUCACGAACACCCAGAAUGGGUCAUGGGCGGCACGACGAAACUCAAAGACCGCCUCUCCCUCACCCGUCACCAACUCGUCCUCAACGUUGGCCUCCCCGAAGUCCAAGACUUUAUCAUCGACUUCGUCUCCAACCUCAUCGACACCGUCCAUAUCCAAUACAUCAAAUGGGACAACAACCGCGGAAUCCACGAAAUGCCCUACCCAGCCGCCGACCACCAAUACAUCCUCGGCCUGUACCGCGUCAUCGACACCUUGACAACCAAAUACCCUGACGUCCUCUGGGAAGGCUGCGCAUCGGGAGGUGCACGUUUCGACGCAGGACUUCUGCACUACUGGCCCCAAUCCUGGACUUCAGACAACACCGACGGUUCCGACCGCCUCACCAUCCAGAUGGGUACUUCUCUCGUCUACCCUCCCUCAGCAAUGGGCUGCCACGUCUCCGCCGUCCCCAACGGCCUCUCCCAUCGCAACAUCUCCAUCGAAUACCGUGCCCACGUCGCAUUGAUGUGCGGAUCUUUCGGUUUCGAACUGAACCCCUCCGAACUCUCCGCCGAAGAAAGCGCCGCCAUCCCCUCCAUCAUGACUCUCGCAGACCGCAUCAACCCGCUCGUCAUUUCCGGAGAUUUCUACCGCCUCGCUCUGCCCGACCACAACUACAAUUGGCCCGCAGUACAAUUCGUCGCCAAGAAUGGCAGCGAGAGUGUAGUGCUCGCCUUCCAACAACAGGCCAUGAUCAAACCCGUGAAUCCUCCUUUGAAACUCCAGGGCUUGGAGCCUGAGGCUAGGUAUUGGAAUGAUUUGGACAAUGCGACGUAUAGUGGGAAUACGUAUAUGCAUUCGGGGUUGAAUGUUCAUUUCGCCACGACGGAUUAUCAGUCGAAGGUGGUUUGGUUGCGGAAGGAGUAGAUGGGAGGAUUGAGAUGAAGAAUUUGAAAAGAAGAAAAGAAAAAGUUAUUCGCAGCUAAGAAACGAAUGUUGAUUAUAAUAUUGCAAUUUAGGCGUGUGCUCC
Messenger RNA from Pseudocercospora fijiensis CIRAD86, 2302 nucleotides. RefSeq names its product glycoside hydrolase family 36 protein. Bases 1 to 2199 code for a protein of 732 amino acids. Lineage: Eukaryota; Fungi; Ascomycota; Dothideomycetes; Mycosphaerellales; Mycosphaerellaceae. The transcript has a single exon. Gene Ontology annotation, molecular function: alpha-galactosidase activity. Gene Ontology annotation, biological process: carbohydrate catabolic process. The record is from RefSeq and is a predicted model, not a curated record.